GACGUGGGUGUUUCUGAGAGUGCGCAGUAAGGUCGGUCGACCGCGAGCGAUCAGCCUAGGCCGGGGACUGGAAGCGACGCGGAGAUGGGGGCGGCGGCCGCGGAGGCCGACCGCACUCUGUUCGUGGGCAACCUGGAGACGAAGGUGACGGAGGAACUCCUCUUCGAGCUGUUCCACCAGGCUGGACCAGUAAUAAAGGUGAAAAUCCCGAAAGAUAAAGAUGGCAAACUGAAGCAGUUUGCAUUUGUGAAUUUCAAACACGAAGUGUCUGUUCCCUAUGCCAUGAAUCUUCUCAAUGGAAUCAAACUUUUUGGGAGGCCUAUCAAAAUUCAGUUUAGAUCAGGAAGUAGUCACGCUUCUCAGGAUGCCAGUGUGUCAUACCCCCAGCAUCAUGUUGGAAAUUUAAGCCCAACCUCCACAUCUCCAAACAGCUAUGAGAGGAUGGUGAGUAACGUGACUCCAUCAGCACAGAUGGUCCAGAGGUCCUUUUCUUCUCCAGAAGAUUAUCAGCGGCAAGCAGUGAUGAACAGUGUUUUCAGACAGAUGUCAUAUGUUGGGAAAUUUGGUUCUCCACAUGCAGAUCAGUCGGGAUUUUCACCAUCAGUUCAGCCACAUGGUCAUAGCUUUAAUCAAUCUUCUAGCUCCCAGUGGCGCCAAGAUGCACUGUCAUCCCAGCGUAAAAGACAGAAUUCUCACCCCUACCUAGCAGAUAGACACUACAGCCGUGAGCAGCGCUACUCUGAUCAUGGGUCUGACUAUCAUUACAGAGGAAACAGAGAGGAUUCCUACUAUGACGACAGGAAUCGUGAUGGCUGGAGUCAUGACUAUGACAACAGAAGGGACAGUAGAGGUGGGAAAUGGCCCUCAUCUCGACACUAACAAGCAUUCCAAGGACAUUGUUUACAGGGCCAUUUUAGGUCCUUUUAAUUAAGUUCUUCCAGAAGUAUUUCUAAAAAUUGUACAGAGUUGCCCCACGAUUUGCCACCUGUCUUUGAAAAAAAAAUUUUUUAAAACCUAGCAGCAGUUUCAUGGAGAACCAACAGCUGGGCUCCUUGUUUGUUACUCUUAAUUACCUUACCUCUGGUUUCUGAAGAGGAAGGGUUUUAUGAAAGAAUUUGCCACUAUUCUGGUCAUUUCAGACAGUCUAAGAAAGAAGAACUGUAUAGAUUGGUUGUAUUAUAAAGCAAAUAUUUUAAUUAUCUCACCCUUAUUGUUGCAAGAAAUUUUGUAAUGUGUCAUUUUGGUGAAUAUAAUAAGCAUCCAAGUUGGUAGUCUGAAAUGGCUUUCUGAAUUUUGUUAACAAAUGAAAAAAUAGAACUUUCAGUAAUCCAUUUAUUAAUAGUUUAUUUAAAACAAUUUAUUGGUUUUGUUUGGGGAUAAGUCAUAUUUCUUAACUCAGAAUUUAAGUACAAAUUUUGUGGUAGGCUCUUGAAUUUUACCACAAUUGAACAUACAUUAUAAAUCUAUACUAGUUCAUUCUAAGAACUUUAAAAUUCUGUCAUUAAAUUAUAUUUGUUGUAUGACUAGUCGCUCAGGAAGUUAAAUACCUUCAUGUAUAUUUUUACAUUAAAUGACAUGACGAAAACUUUUUAGAGGAACAACAAUGUUAAUACACAGAGAAAAUGGCAAAAGGUUUCAGUGCAAGGCUUAUAAUUUUGAAUUUCUGUUUAACAAACCUAAAAUGUUUCAAGAUCCUGUUGCUCUUCCACUGCAAAAUCUUUUUUGAGGAAUUUGUUCCAUGAAAAAUUUAGGAUCCUCUUUAUUACCACAGCAUUUAUACUAUGUUCCUUAAUAUAUUAAAUCCAUAAAAAGAU
This is a messenger RNA of Psammomys obesus (fat sand rat), 1814 nucleotides long. It is a transcript of the gene Rbm7, whose product is annotated as RNA binding motif protein 7. Gene Ontology annotation, biological process: regulation of alternative mRNA splicing, via spliceosome. The transcript is spliced from 5 exons. Lineage: Eukaryota; Metazoa; Chordata; Mammalia; Rodentia; Muridae. Gene Ontology annotation, cellular component: nucleus. The record is from RefSeq and is a predicted model, not a curated record. Bases 85 to 879 code for a protein of 264 amino acids. Gene Ontology annotation, molecular function: single-stranded RNA binding.